Molecule: messenger RNA, 870 nt
Organism: Saccharomycodes ludwigii
Lineage: Eukaryota; Fungi; Ascomycota; Saccharomycetes; Saccharomycodales; Saccharomycodaceae
Gene: SCM3
Product: Scm3p
Exons: 1
Coding region: 1-870 (289 amino acids)
Cellular component (GO): nucleus
Molecular function (GO): histone binding
Source: RefSeq, a predicted model, not a curated record
AUGAACAAUGGUAUAACUAAGAGCACAAAAAAGAAAAAGAAAUUCAGUUUAAAAAAGUUGAAUUGUGUUUUAAAGAAUUUAUUAGAUACUGAGUAUGACAAUGAUGACGUGAAAAAUACGGCUACCACCAAUGAAAAUAUUCAACAAGAUCGAAACCAAGAUAAUCAAGGCAACCUAGCGAGUAACAAAGACUAUAACCCGUUAAUAAAAAACAAUAAAAAUAACACUAAUGAUAGUAUAAGGAAGUUGAAGCCUGAUACAAGCACUGAGAAACUAACUACCAAUUCUAUAAUACGAAAAAAACCAAAAUUGUUAAAUAUCCAACAACAAAGACCCAUUAAUUCAUUAGCGUUUGGGGAUGAUGACAGUAGAACGAUGGAAGAAAAAGUAACUGAAUUUGUUAAAAAUGGACACACUUAUAUAUAUUCUAAGGAGAAUACAAUCAUACCAAAGUUAACCGAUGACGAAGUGAUUCAAAAGCAUAAAAAUGCCGAUGAAAAUAUGAAGAAAGCAUGGUUAGAUAUAAUAUCAAAAUACGAAAAUGUGGCUGAUCAGGGUGACGUAAUUGACCUACACACGGGUGAAAUUAUAGAAGAUAAUGGACAUUUAAGAAGUCUAAAAAGUAAUAAAUCACGAGUAGGUGACAAGUAUGUUAGCAGUAUAUUAAAUGGGAUAACUAUAAGCCAUGAAAAAUGGAAUAAUCAAGGUGAUAAGAGGUCUUUAUCUGGGCAUAGCAAUAUCGAUCUUGGAACUGAAGAUGAAGACGAUGAAGACUAUAUAGAAACAUCUGUAAAUACUGAAGAUUAUGUUUGGACCUCAGAAGAUGAUACUACUUACAAAAGUAGCGAUAAGGAUGUUUGGGAGGGUUAA